Molecule: messenger RNA, 3116 nt
Organism: Daldinia vernicosa
Lineage: Eukaryota; Fungi; Ascomycota; Sordariomycetes; Xylariales; Hypoxylaceae
Exons: 8
Coding region: 430-2748 (772 amino acids)
Biological process (GO): regulation of DNA-templated transcription
Molecular function (GO): DNA-binding transcription factor activity, RNA polymerase II-specific; zinc ion binding
Source: RefSeq, a predicted model, not a curated record
UUUUUUGGUUUUUUUCUUUUUUUUUCUUUUCAUCCGGCGAGAAACUCCUGGGUUUGAGAUACCCCGUCGUGCUGCGUCCUGCAUCCAUCCUGUCCUGCCACGAGAACAAGCUGACCGGGGAGAAACUCGUACCUAUAUUGCGUAUUACGAGACCAGCACUUACCCAUUCAUGGUUCUUUGCUACACAGUAUUUUUCGCCGGUUUCGAAUUUAGAAGAAUUGAGAAUCACGAUUAGCACCCACCCCCCCUGCGCCACUUUGUUAUUCUUCACCGGCCGACGACGGUGAAUGUGACGUACAGCGGCGUACAGCGAAUCUUUAGGUAACCGGCAGUUUUGAUACGCGCACACGCGCACACAUGCACACACCCUGGUGUCAGCAUCAUUGUCGUUAGCUAAGAAAUGAGACCGGGUCACUAGAUAGAGAGCCCAUGAUGGAUAGAACUGCUGUUUCCGUGGUCCAGCCCGUUCCCACACAUGUAAACUCCUCUUCAGUCCACCGUUCGACCUCUACCGGAUUUACGCCAAUUGACCAGACGUCAUGGAAACCUGGGAAACCUAGGAAACGGUCUCGGAUCACAUCCUCCCCUUCUCCAGCCAACUAUAACCCCAGUCCUCCUCCCCCUUCUUCACGGGAUAGGAAAAUCAAUAACUCUAAGGAAUAUGGGUCCAAGCCGUCGCCAUCAUCGCUGACUAACCAGUCAUCCAAGAGACGAAGAACAGCUGCCGGUGUUGUGACUUCAGUUGCCGCCGCCAUCACCGCAACAUCGGAUGAUCCUAGGCACCAUCCUUCAAAGACUAACUGGGGCUAUCCAAUUCCGUCGGGGCAUUUUAAGUACGGUGUAGAACCCGUCGUGUCAGAUGCAACGGGGGAUCACCUCAGCCUGUCCCCUACUACCCUCAAACAGGAGCAAGGUCCGGAAAGGUAUGACUGGCCUGACAACAAUUUAGCCCAGUUGACCUCAAGUUGCAGCGGCCUGCCCUCAGUAUCCUCCCCAUCACUUCAUUAUCUAACUACGGAAGAACCUACAUCGUACUGGAAUAUUCCGGGCAGUUAUUUAGUAGAUUGCUCAGGUUUACCGACGCCUAGCUCUCCUGUCUAUUCUUUCCACCCCUCUUGGAACCCGGUGAAGGAGUCAGACAUGCUCCUCGCAUAUCGACUCCGUAUUGCCACUGGCUCCUCUAUCCCGGAGCGACGGCCACCCGAGCCCAGCCCCUUACUCUCGGAGGGGCGUGAUGAAAAGACUCCAAGCGAGCCUAUAGAUGAAGGGUGGAUAGAUUUGGGGUCGUCGCUAGAGAAGGACAGUGAUAGCCAUCAUGACGGUUCCCCACAGGAUUCUGACCUCUCAGGUAAAAGCACUCCCAUACUUGAGGAGGAAGAAUUGUGGGAAAGUGUUGAAGACGACGUUACGAUUGAUGGAAAUAGCCCAGAGUCUCACGCCGAGAGGCGUUCUCAGUCACACCUGAGUGAUCAAAACCGUAAGGAGACGGGAAACACCCGAAAAUUAAAGGCCUGCAUUCGAUGUCGUAUGCAGAAAAUAAGAUGUAAAGCAGAUCCGAAAGACCCGCGAGGAGUUGAUUGCUUAACCUGUCGUAACAUCAAAUUGGAUUCUAAGAAGGUGAUCCAUAGACUUCCGUGUCUGCGAUGGAAGCUUGCCGAAGUCGCCCUUUUCCGCGAAGGUGGUCUUGAUUUAACGAAACGAUGGAGUGGGACCAAAAUGAAAGAUCUUGGGCCGCGAGACUGGGUUACCAGCAACGAUGUCCGCGAAAUUCAUAUGGUUAUGGGAAGCCGCCACCCGAUGGUGUUGAAGGUCAAGAAGUUCACGCCUAUCGAAGGGGAUGUGACUUGUAAAUACUGGGUUGAUAAGAAGGGGGACAAACAAAAAAUCGAUAUCGAACCUUAUGCCCUCGCAAGCAUCUGGGAAACUGCUAAAAGAUACGAGGAAUAUAUAUAUGAUUAUGCGCACCCGGCUGUACGAGAGUACGCUGAAGAUGGCCAGGUCGAUGGCUUGGUGCGAAGGACUUACCGGGCAGCGAUCGAAUAUGCUCAGAGGUGCAAGAAUACCUCGGUUGAUACGAGAUCAGAGACCAUAAUAAAUGCGGUUCUACUCGAACAAUACUUUUACUUAUGGUUUGCAACCAGAAAUACUCUGAGAUCAGCAUUCAUCGUGGGAGAAGAAACGCUGGGUAUGAAGGCAAUAGAUAACGCCGAGUGUCCGUACUGUGGAACGAUACCAAUACCGCGGAUGAUCCCGGCGCAGUUUGACUCCCUCGGAAAUCGGAUACUUGUACGAUUAAGAAAGCUUGUGCUCGAGAGCUUAUGGAAAGUAAUGGCGGGCAAGAAUCCGCACCAUUUUUACUUUGUUUACCUGAUCGUUUUCAUGCUUCUCCACGAAGUUUCGUUCACCUCUGCCGAUAGGCUACGCCGGGCUAAGGAUAAUAAGUAUACCGAAUACCGGUACGAUCUGGCGAAGUUUAUGGAAGGGCUCCAGGAGGGGGCGAAUAAUAUCCUAAGUCAUUGGCAUUACUAUAAACGAGAUGUCAAAACGUUGAUGACGGAAAUGGAAUCCGAGGAUAGGAAGAACGCGGUCUGGGGAACUUUGAAGCACGACGAGGCACAGCUAUUGAUCGAAACGCAUGAGGCCUAUGGAAAAGUGGCAGAGCAGGAGUUGGAGUGGGAGCACGACCUUUACUUCGUGUCGCAGAUGUUUGAAGAGAACUGGCAUCCACGUAAGACAUUUAGCCGGUAGAAAUGGGAAGGGAUGCACCUACACUUAUAUAUAUCAUCUUGGGGAUCGUAUUGCUGCGCUCUCGAAGGGGGACAAAUGUGACGAUAGUUGCUUGCCAGCAUACUUCGGCAUGGACUUGGCAGCUGGGAUUUCCACGAACCAUGAGUACUAUAUUGACUGCAUUCCUUGAAUGAGUUCGAAUAUAUUUCUCUUACGACUAAGAGAUAUAUUAUGUUUGUACAUGUUAAGAAGUAAAAUGUAGAAGAGAAGAUGGAAGGUUUAAACUAAAACGCGGUCUGCGGUUUGUACGCAAGGGGUAUGUGCGUGUAGCUAUGUACAUAGGUACCUCUUAAGAGCUAAGGUACAAUGCCAAGCCACAGAUCCGUAGU